This is a messenger RNA of Sorghum bicolor (sorghum), 803 nucleotides long. RefSeq names its product V-type proton ATPase subunit F. The transcript is spliced from 4 exons. NCBI's taxonomy places the organism in Eukaryota, Viridiplantae, Streptophyta, Magnoliopsida, Poales, Poaceae. Gene Ontology annotation, molecular function: proton-transporting ATPase activity, rotational mechanism. Bases 177 to 569 code for a protein of 130 amino acids. Gene Ontology annotation, cellular component: proton-transporting V-type ATPase, V1 domain; membrane. Gene Ontology annotation, biological process: proton transmembrane transport. The record is from RefSeq and is a predicted model, not a curated record.
AUAGGCAGGUGGGAUCUUUCCUUCCCCCUUCCUUCCAGAAUCCAGACUACUAUAGCGAAAAUACCACAUCACCCGCUCGGAAUCGAUCCGAUCUCUGCUGGCGCUGAGCUCCAUCGAAUUCGCAGCAGGCGGAGGACCGCGAACACGACGAGGGCAGGGAGCAGCAUCCACAAGCCAUGGCGGGGAGGGCCAGCAUCCCCACUAACAACUCCGCCCUCAUCGCAAUCAUCGCCGACGAGGACACCGUCACUGGCUUCUUGAUGGCCGGCGUUGGCAAUGUUGAUCUGCGCAAGAAAACCAACUACCUCCUCGUCGACAACAAGACGACAGUUAAACAAAUUGAGGAUGCAUUCAAAGAAUUUACUACGAGGGAGGAUAUUGCUAUUGUGCUCAUCAGUCAGUAUAUUGCCAACAUGAUAAGAUUUCUGGUGGAUAGCUACAACAAGCCAGUCCCUGCUAUUCUGGAGAUCCCGUCCAAGGACCAUCCAUAUGAUCCAGCGCACGACUCGGUGCUCUCUCGAGUGAAAUAUCUGUUCUCUGCAGAAUCGGUGGCGUCUGAUAGGCGAUAAAGGAAUCCUUGUGUAGUAGUACCCUUUGAUGUAUCUAUUUUUUUAUGUAUUGAAAAGAUGGCACCAUUGGGUGCGAGCGAGACAUCAAGAAGCACAGAUAAUAAGCUUGCAAACAAUAAUUGGUUGAACCAAACCAACACUUUUUUUUCAUAAAAGGUUGGAAUGCUAUUUUGGUGCUUGUAUUUGCUUGGUUAUUAGAGAAUAAAAUGCAACUGUCAUGAUGAAUUGAUUGCC